AUGUAUCGCGACUCGGCGAAACGCUGCUGCUACACGACGGUCGUCUACGGCCCGCCCGCAUACAGGAAAUUCCGAGACGAGUAUCCGUGGUUUGAGGCCGACUUCUGCACGGCCAACCUGCACGGCUACGUCUUCCACGUGCCCUGCGAUCCGGACCCAAUUUUGGAGGCUGACUAUGGCAAGAAUUGGACCGCUGAUCGACCCAGCAAGGGCUACCGCUACGGGCCCAACCUCGUCUGGAACGGCAAAUAUGGCACGAAAGGCGCCCAGCUGAUGCGCUUCUUC
Molecule: messenger RNA, 285 nt
Organism: Mesorhabditis spiculigera
Lineage: Eukaryota; Metazoa; Nematoda; Chromadorea; Rhabditida; Rhabditidae
Source: the annotation of a GenBank genome assembly